Messenger RNA from Coregonus clupeaformis (lake whitefish), 3706 nucleotides. Its product is annotated as lysine-specific demethylase 2B. Gene Ontology annotation, biological process: regulation of transcription by RNA polymerase II; protein demethylation. Lineage: Eukaryota; Metazoa; Chordata; Actinopteri; Salmoniformes; Salmonidae. Gene Ontology annotation, molecular function: transcription coregulator activity; histone demethylase activity; DNA binding. The transcript has 10 exons. The record is from RefSeq and is a predicted model, not a curated record. Bases 647 to 2908 code for a protein of 753 amino acids.
UUGCCAGGUGGUAAGACAUGUUUUGUGGACCUGUGUGUGUUGCUGUCUUGUGAUUUUGUUUCUUUAAUCUCACCACAUAAACAGUGUUUUUAGUGCCAGUAAGAAUAGCCUCCAGGGGAAUGAAUAACCCAAUCUACAGUAUCACAUUUAACUCUGUGUUUUUCCAGCAUGUCUCCUAGUGCCUGAAGCUAUAUGUGUACUUUAUGGGAAAAUAAAGUAACAGUUUUACUUCUGGAAGAGGAGCCAUGAAAAUGUUCAAUUUUAAAACAAUCAUAACCCCUCCACAGCCCUCCCAUUUAAAGCUAAAGUACAGUAUGUCUCUGCUAGUUCUCAUCUCCUUUCAUUAUUCUAUUCAAAUGGUUAGGAAAAGCAGGGGAACUGUGUUGCCAAGGAAACACUCGCCUCUGCAGCAAAAAAUACAUUCCUCAGUAAUGGCGUAGGGAAUAUCUCAUUUUUAUUGUUCUGGUGGCUCUAGGCUCGGCUAAAGAGUAUUUGAAAUUAUUAUUUUUACCUGUGAACCUCUAACUAUUUGUGGUGUCACGGGGUGGGAGAGAAUAUUUUUAUUUUCUUGGACAGAGGUGGAUUUACAGAUUUGGCGUUUAGAGAGGUUCGAAAGCAACGGGAAGCCAACCGGCCAAAGCCCAAAAUGGGGACUUCAGCAGCGGUCAAGCUGCCAUCCAAUCGCAGUGCGUCUGGCGCCAGACGCAGGAGAACACGCUGCCGAAAGUGUGAGGCGUGCCUCCGAACCGAGUGUGGAGAAUGUCACUUCUGUAAAGACAUGAAGAAGUUUGGAGGACCAGGGCGCAUGAAGCAAUCCUGUAUCAUGAGGCAGUGCAUUGCACCCGUCCUGCCCCACACAGCUGUGUGUGUGGUGUGCGGAGAAGCAGGGAAGGAGGACACAUUGGAGGAGGACAAGUUCAAUGUCAUGCUCAUGGAGUGCUCCAUCUGCAAUGAGAUUGUCCACCCCAACUGCUUAAAGGUAAAAGAUGCCUCUGGCGUGGUGAACGAUGAACUUCCUAACUGUUGGGAAUGUCCCAAAUGCAACUAUGCUGGGAAAACCGGAAAAGUCUGCAAGCAAAAAAGGGGACCAGGAUUCAAGUAUGCGUCUAACCUCCCUGGCUCCCUGCUGAAGGAGCAGAAGACAGUCAAGGAGGAGGGCGAGUCCACAUCCACCUCUACGUCUACAGCCAAGAGGAAGCCUGAAGGGGAUGAGACCCCCAGACACAGACCUGAGGAACGGGAGCCCCUCCACAGACACCCCCCUGUCCUGACCCCCAGCACCCUGCCUCGGCCCAGACCUGAGGACAAACUGAGGAAGAAGAGGAAGCUCUUCGACGAUGAUGAGGAAGAGGACUUCAGUGUGAGGAAGAAGGGAAAGUCAGAUGAAACUCUGUUCCCCAAACUCCUUCAUCAGAUCAAGACUGAGGAGGAGGAAGUGGAUGAGAAGGAGAAGGACUCUCUGUUCUGGCGAGGCCUGGAGAGGAGAGUGCGUUUAGGAGAUACCGAGGACGAGGCAGAGGACAGGGAUGACGAGGACACAAAGACAAACCUGCCAAGGCCUCCUCUCAAAACUCCUGUUCUAGACAGUGACCAGUCUCACUGCAGCUCUCCACAGGCUGGCCCCAGCAGCGAGGGGGGCAGUGAACCCCAGGAGAAGGGCCCACGCCCCAAAGCACGCCGCAAACGCCGUUUACCCAACAAGGAGCUGAGCAAAGAGCUGAGCAAAGCACUGAACCAGGAGAUCCAGAAGACUGAGAACUGCCUAGCCAAUGAGAACCGCCAGCCCCUCAAGGUGGAGCCAGAGAGUGAGAAUGAGGAGCCCAAGAGGGGCUUCCGCAUCGGCAGUGACCUGGGAGGGGAGCGCCCCCACCUCCGGACCAAGGAAAUGAACGGCACCCCCUGGGAGCUGCGCCACUUCUACCCCAGCCAGAUCACCCCUCUGGGCUUCAACAGGAGCUCCCCUGGUACCCGGCCCCUGCCCCCACGCUCCCCACCCAAGUGUGUCCAAAUGGAGCGUCACGUCAUCCGGCCACCCCCCAUCAGCCCCCCGCCGGACAGACUGCCCCUGGUGGAUGGGAAGACCCAUGCGGUGCAGAGAGAGAUCUGGAUGAAGAUCUUUGGACACUUCACACACAAGGAGCUGUGUGUCUGCAUGUGUGUCUGCAAGACAUGGAAUAGAUGGUGCUGUGAUAAAAGACUGUGGACCAACAUUGAUCUGAACCGCUGUAAAUCUAUCACUCCCCUCAUGCUGAGUGGCAUCAUCCGCAGACAGCCCCUCUCACUGGACCUCAGCUGGACCAACAUCUCCAAGAAGCAGCUGGGCUGGCUAAUUAACCGCUUACCAGGUCUGCGGGUGUUGCUGCUCUCAGGGUGCUCGUGGGUGGCUGUAUCUGCCCUCUGCACCUCUAGCUGCCCUCUGCUGCGCACCCUGGACGUGCAGUGGGUGGAGGGGCUCAAAGAUGCCCAGAUGAGGGACCUGCUCUCGCCACCGACCGACAACAGACCAGGUCAGUUGGACAACCGCUGUAAGCUGAGGAACGUUUUGGACUUGUGUCUGGCCGGACUGGACAUCACAGACACCUCUCUGCGUCUGAUUAUCAGACAUAUGCCGUUACUUUCCCGACUGGACCUGAGCUAUUGCAACCACAUCAACGACCAGUCGGUCAACCUGCUGACGGCCGCAGGGACAACAACCAGAGAUUCCCUCACAGAGAUCAACCUGUCAGUUUGUAAUAGGGUGACAGACCAUUCCCUUACCUUCUUCAAGCGCUGUGGAACCAUCUGUCACAUUGACCUGCGCUAUUGCAAACAGGUGACCAAGACUGCCUGUGAACAGUUCAUAGCAGAGAUGUCUGUGAGUGUACAGUUUGGACUCAAAGAGGACAAAUUACUGCAGAAACUCAGCUAGACACUGACAUUAAGGCCAAAAUGUACACAGCAAAAAAGAACUACCCUUUUUACUAAAUGGAGCAAGACAAGGUUUCCCCCAUCAAGCCUGCACUGGUUGGUUUUGUAUAUUUAUUUCCUCUUCAUUGGAGAAUCUACUGUAUUAGAUUUGUGAACGAACAAUGUCACAUUUUUGCAUCAAUGUCAUUCUGGACGUUAAAGGGGAAGAUGUACUGGACAGAAGGAGAUGGGGAGGGAAAACAAAACAUGCAUGUGUUUAUUUUUGUGUUAAGAUUAUACCCUUUUCAAAGGCUUGUGUUUGUUGCAUUGAAUUUGUUGGGGAAUUUGUUUUCUAUUACUUAGAAAUGUUAAAUGUUUAAAACAUUAGAUUUUUUUUUUUUAUACAAUAAUAAUUCACGCAUUGGGCUAACAAUUUAGGUUAUAGUGAAACUCUAUGUAUGCAGUACCAUACACACCCCAGAUUUCAACUUAUGAACAGUUUCCAGAUAAUUCUUAGAACUGAAUAUUGACCUACAGUACUUUAAAUCAGUUUGCCUUGACACCGAUGGUAAUAUAUAUUUUUGGAUGCUGUGUUUUACCUGAUAUCAUGUGCCAAAUUCUGAAGGUGACAUUACAAGUUAAUGGUAGUUACUGACUUGGACUGGAUUUACUUUAAUACUUUACUUAAAACAUGAACAUAAGACAAUUAGAAAAUACAUGUUUUAAAUGUUUAAAUAAGAUUUAAAUAAAUGUUGCAAAGAUGGUUAGGUUAAUGAAUAUAUCUUGAAAUUAAUCAGUCAAUAAAUAUUGACAUAAGGAA